GGCGCAGUGUACCUAGGUAUCCAGUACCGCGGUUUUCAAAUAAAUUAUUGGUUUUUAAACUUUUAUUUAACAAUGGACAAUAAUAAUAGUUACGAAGAUGAACAAAACAGAGGAUGUUUUAAAGUUCCACAUAAAAUAUACGGAAAUUUAUACAUUACAUAUAGUGAAAAAAGUUCGCUUACAGUGUUGUGGAAUGUUUACCAAAUAUUUGUUUACGACGACCGUAUAUUUGAGAGUCCUAAAGUAUUCAUUCCGGAAUUCAACAUUUCCAAUGUAAUCGUAUGUAAUAAUUAUCUCAUUUGUCUAGAUGAUAACGAUAAUAUUCACAUAACACCCCUUAAAUUCAAGCACUCAGCACAAAAGCGGUUGAAAAGUAGCUUUCAACCCAGAGAACAAGGUGUUAUGUGUAUUGAAAACUUUAAUGAAAAUGCUAUUUGUAUAAAACAUACAUCUUUCAAUUAUUAUUUAUGUAUGUACAAAGUAAGUACCAAUUUUAUAUUAGAAUCUGAACAUAAAAUUAUGUUUGACACACUAUCACUGACAAACUUAGAAGCCAAACCUUGGAUUUUCCAUGCUUACUCAACAACUUCCUCGGAAUAUGAUAGGAUAAAAGACUACUACCAACAAAAGGAAACUUGGAAAGACCAUGUAAUUGUUGUUUUUAGUAUAGAUAGAAAAAAUGUGUUCAGUGUUUUAUAUAGCAGCAAAAAUAGCAAUGAGAAUUUGAUUCCUAUCAAACUGUAUACAUGCCCUUCGGAGAUAGCUGAUGCAUAUUAUGUUGUAAAAACAAACAACAUUCAUUUUAUAUUAGGACUGACUAUUGGAACUUUGAUUAAAAUUUCACUUACCAACCCAAAAAAUGAUGCUAAAAUAAUCCAUUUAAAUGCUGCUAUUAGUAAAAUAAUUUCCAUUGAAGAUGGUGAGGUAUACACAGAUGGAAAUGCUUUGUGGAAAUCUGAGGAAACAUUUACAAAUGCUAUAAAAUUUAAGAAAUGUUCAGUAGCACAAGUUAAAGACUUUGUUGUAAUAACAAAUAAAAUAUUGUGUACUACAUUCAGCAAUUUAGUAUAUUUACUUUCAAUUAAUACUAUGCUAUUUGAAGAAUUACCCCUGGAUAUAUACUGUCCAGCCAGCAAAGUACUUAGUAAUGAUGAUUGCCUUGCAAAAAUUAUGAAAGAAAUCACAAAAUCUAAUGAAAUAGUGAAGAAAAUCAAAGAGGAGGAAAGGUACUUAACAAUAUUAUCACUAGCCAACCGAUAUGACAUUCUGGAUGAGGUAAUUGUCUAUAAAGUAGAUGUUUAUGAAACAUUUGGUGAUGUACCAAAAGAAGAUUUAACUUUAGUUGAAAAUAUUGAGAAGUAUUAUUCUAAGGAUACACUUUGUUUUUUAUUAAAUGUUAAUAUAAAACCUUUUAGUAAAUUUGUUGAAUUGUUAUCUAAUAUGUUUGGCAAUUUGAUGAUACAUAUAGCUGUAUCAACUCGCACAAAUUGCAUUAAAACCUUGAGCAUUAAUAUUGAAGGACAAUUGAAAAAAGCCAACUUAGCAGUGCCAGUUUGCACAAAGAAAACUGAUUUAAACAGAGUGUCCAUUGAAAUUAAAUUAAUUAGUAGUAUCACUGAAGUAUUCAACUCUACACAAAAUAUGUGGACAGUUCUUUACAGCAAGAGAUUUUAUUUGAAUUCUGAACACUUUAUCAAGACUCAGGCUAACAACAUUUAUUCUGAAGUUGAAGGAGAAUUAGUUGACCCAUUAUAUCAAGUCGCUGUUUCUCAUUAUGGGCACUUAUAUAAAUUUAAUAGAGAGAAAAGAAAAACCAUUGAGUGGUUGCUGUAUGCAAAACUAGCAGAAAAUUACCAGGACAUCUUCAACAACAAAAUUUACUUACAUUCACAUCUCAGUACAAGAAAAGCUGAUAUUAUAUUGAAACAAAUUACCUCUGAUGAAUUUUUAAAAUCUAAGUGUGAAGUUGUAUUUGAAAUUGGAGAAGACAAAGUUCGAUUAGAAAUAAUAAAUGAUGGAUUUUGUAAGCCUACACUUAAGAUUAGAUGUACCAAUGUUGAAAAAUCUUAUCACAUAAGAAACUUUUUGUCUCAAAUGGUAAAUAGAAAUUUCAAUGACUUUGAAGUAAACAAAGAAUUUGUGGACCAUGAGUUAUAUUCAACAAUAGAGAAGUUUCAGAGAAUUCUUCAGGAAAUAAACAACAGACCACAUUCAAAUACUGAAUUUAUGAAAAUAUUUGAGAAGUACCAAAGAAGUGUUAUUGGAAAACUGCCUAUUUAAUAUUGGUAAUUGUUUGGAUAAAAAUUAACUGUUAAAUUAGUUGAUAACUUAGUUAACAUUAACCAUAAUUAAAAAGUUACAAAUCUAAA
This is a messenger RNA of Aricia agestis (brown argus), 2369 nucleotides long. RefSeq lists its product as uncharacterized. Lineage: Eukaryota; Metazoa; Arthropoda; Insecta; Lepidoptera; Lycaenidae. The coding region runs from base 73 to 2280 and encodes 735 amino acids. The record is from RefSeq and is a predicted model, not a curated record. The transcript is spliced from 2 exons.